UGAAUCGUGGCCCGAAGGUGGCUGUAACGUCAUCUGUGAGCGUUCGGCGUGGCUCAUCAUACACCGCCGCGUGACGCUUAGGGAAGGCGUUAGUUGGUGGUGGAUGAUGGCGCCCGCUGCUGUGGGUUCCGCCGUGGUACCGCCUGAGAUCCAGUUCGCUCAGCUACUGGCCGCGAACGAGAAGCGAAUUCGAGACCGGGCACUGAAAAAGCUACGAGGCUACAUGAUUCUGAGGACCCAGGGUCCGGCAGGUGGCUUCAACCAAGAAGAAUUUCUGAAAAUAUGGAAAGGACUAUUUUAUUGUAUGUGGAUGCAGGAUAAACCUCUGUUGCAGGAAGAAUUAUCAAACAACAUUUCACAGCUUAUCCAUGUAAUAGAGAAUAUAGAUGCUCGGCAUUUGUUCAUUGAGACUUUUUGGCAAACUAUGAACCGUGAGUGGAACGGAAUAGACAGACUGCGCCUUGAUAAAUUUUACAUGUUGAUUCGCAUGAUGCUGAGGCAGUCCUUUGAAGUCCUGAAGAGAAAUGGAUGGAAUGAAAGUUUCACUGAACCCUUUCUGAACCUGCUAAUGAGAGAGGCUAUCCACCCAGAGAGCAGUGCUGCCAUUGGGGUACAACUGCAUGUUGUUGACAUCUACUUGGAAGAACUGGCUAAAGUUGGGGCUAAAGAGCUCACAGCAGACCAAAACCUCAAGUUUAUCGAACCCUUCUGCAGAACUGCUGCCAAGACCAAGGAUCAUCACUUGCUGCAAGCCAUAAUCCGUUGUAUCUUUGAAACCAUUGUGGAUCAGUGCCCAUUUGCUGUAGAAGAUUUAAUGAGGGAACUGAAAGCUGGUAGUGAUGAUGAUCUGUCAGAAGAUGAUGACUGGAGCAACGAAGAUAAGCUUGUGGCCAAAGACCGGAGCUUGCCAAACAAACUUUCACUAGAUGGUGAAGCAGAAGAAAACCUGUUAGAAGCUGCAGAUGAUAACAUUGGUCCUGUCCUUCAGUUUGAUUAUAAAAGCAUUGCCGACAUGCUGUUUGAAUUAGGCAGUGGAAAACACACAGCACCUUUAAAUAGAAAACGUCUCUACAAACUGGUUAAAAAGUUCCAGGACCUUGCAGAAGGGACUUUUCCCCAAGAUGACUUUCCUGAAGAUGUUUCUACGGAUGAAGAUGAUGAUACCUUCAGCAGGAGGAAGUGGAAGAGAAAAUCUGGCAAACCUUUAGAUAAAACCAAGCUGGAAAAAGAAGAUAAUGCUGGAAACAGAAAAAUUGACAUGGAACACAAGGUUGGCAAUGGUGGCAACACAGGAUUGCGAAAGAAGAGAAAGAAGAGAAAGAGGAAAUUGAGUCAAAGUACUGACAUGCUCACUGCUACUGGAAGUCAACAAAAAGAGCCAGUCAUAUUAGAAGGAUCCAAAGAGCUAAAGCAGGACAAUGAAUCAGCAAAUAUGAACAAAAGGCAAAAGAAGUCUUUAGAUACAAAGGCAAGUGAAGAUGUCUCUGCAGCUCAUCCUGUGGGAAGACUUAGUAGCAGCUCAUCAAAGAAGACAUUAACAUGUUUGGUAAGCAGUAAAAAGAAAAAACCAAAGAAGAAAAGUGGCACCUUGCAGAAAGUUCCUGUAGAAGCUGUCCAUCAAAAUGGGCAAGUCCCUACUAUUACAGAAGGGACUCUUGACCACUGUGUAUCUGUAGAUCUUAUUAAUAAAGUGACUAAGAAGAAACGGAAAAAGGAUUUCAGGAUCAUUACUGGAAAUGGUUUUUCUGAAGAGGCUGUUAAGCAACCAGAGAAGGAAAGUUGUACAGAAUUGACAUCCCCCAUGUACCAAAAAGUUAAAUUGAGGAAAAAACAAAAAUUGGGGAUUCUAGAAAAGACAAGAGGCUCAAAGACGAAAAUAGUCAGAUUGAAAAAGAAAAGGAAAAUCAAGGAAAUCCUGAGUGCUGUAGAAGAAAAUGGACUUGAAGAUAAAAACGAGAAGUGCAAAACCAGCGAACCCGUUGGCAGUCCCAUCAUGUUACAGAAAAAGAAGACCAAGGCUGGGAAUGACUAUGUGAAAUUUGAGAAGACAACUCUGCCAAAACCAGUAUUCUUUAGAAAAGCAAAAGGAAGCAUUACUUCCAUGCAGUUAACCAAGCUGCAGUCUUCCAGUUCCAAAAAGGUAACGUUUGGACUGAAUAAAAACAUGACAGCUGAAUUUAAGAAGACAGACAAAAGUAUCUUAGUCAGCCCACAGGGAGCUUCACGUGUGGCUUUCAAUCCCAAGCAAAAACCACCCCACGGAGUGCUGAAGUCAGUUUCUGGCUCUCCUGCUGAAACAUCUCAAAUAAAGAAAUCCAUUUUAGUGCCAUCUAAGAAAAGACCAACUGCAAUGGACUUCUUCUAAGCAAACAAGGAGAGGACUCAUUUUAUAGAGAAUAUUUCCAUAACCAGUUGUUUCUAGACGGUUUUCUUUUGAAGUUAACAGGAUGGCAUACAUAUGGUCAACAUGACUUAUGAUGCUCAUACUUUACUAAGCACCUCUGUUUGAAACAGCUUCGUGUAUGUUGUCAAAAACCGUAAUUUGAGUUUCUGAUUACAGAGCCUUAUUGCGUAUGUUUUAAAAAAUUCAGUCAUGUGGUAAAUGAUUUUGUAAAAAUGUGUUCGAAACUAUUGCUUCGGUGUUUUUGUAGAACACAAUCAAAUGAGGGGGACUUAUCUUUAUAGCUCACUCUAGGCAGCUAAGUAGACAACUCUUUUCAUGCCUCCUUUUCCCUACAAGCUACCUGCCUUCCAUCUUUUUACCAAUAGUUUUGGAUGAACGUCUGAAUAUCAGGUCAGAUGGAUGAUGUCUGUAGAAAAGCCACUGGGAUUUUGAUUGGGUAACCAUUUGGUUAAUGAAUUUUAUUGACUGUGAUUCAGCUAUUGCACUCUGCAUGCGUUUCCAGUAAUUUGGAUGGGCAUUGUUGCCCCUUUCAGACUUUGAUCCCCUGUGGAACAAAAGAAUCCAUGCUUUUCCUCCAUUAAUGAACCUUUGCUUUUUAAACACUUACUUCUUACCCAUCAAAUAACUUAUUUCCCCCAUUAAGAUUCUGCUUUACUCACCUGUAAACUUUAAUAUCUAUAUCAACUCUGUAAACUUUAUCUUUUGCUACAGGGUAAAGGUGGCUUUGAAAAUGGCCAUAUCUUAAAUCUACGGCACACAAAAUCACUUACAUUAGACAUGGAAUGUGUAUGUGUGGCUAUAUAGAGAGUGUGUGUGUGUGCAUGAUUUUUUAAGUCAGAUCAUUAAUUUUCUGAGGCUGUUGCUAUCUUAAAAGUAUACAGUUUCGGCUGAAUUUUUAAUGGAGUUUUAUCUCUUACAGAGAGUGGAGAUAGCUUGCCAUUUAGUUUGCCUUCCCUUUCAGAUUAUUUCAGGAAACAUGUGAAUAAUGACAGAAAAUAUAUAUUUAACUUCAGCUUGCUCAACUUGAGCUUCAGGAUGGAUAGCUCCUCUGGGCAAUUGAGGAGUUUUCAGGAGCUUGCUAACUAAUGGAUGUCCUUGUGAACUGCACUAUGUGAAUGGUUUUGUCCAUGUGCCAUUUGUUUGCGAGUGUUUUUUUUAAAGCUUGCUUUUCCACCGCCCGAAAAAGUCUAAAUAGUAAAAGCUAGUCAAAAUUCAAAGACUUGAAUUCUGUGGUCUUCUCUCUGAAAUUUUAUAUCUUGCUAUAUUGGCUUAGGUCCAAGGUCGAUUUCCAUCAUUUUUGCCACUUCCUCCUCUCAGGCUCCCAGGUAGUUGGUUGUGCUGUUUUCAGGCUUCCUUGUCCCAUGAUUACAGUAUUCCAGAAAGAACAGUGGAUUGCAGCAGUACAAACAAAAAUCCAAUAUACUACUUCUGAAGGCUAGUAGGAUACUAGGGAACUUGUCCUUUGCACAAGCCUUUUACGGAGUCUGCAUAGAAUACAAUUUACUCUUCUUAAAGUAGUCUGAUGUUAUAGUAAUCCACCAGUUUUUCUGUCUAGAACUUGAAUACAGAGUAUGUAAAGCUACUGGAGGAUAAGAAUUCUCUUAAUCAUUCUACCAGUCUACGUCUCAGGGCCUUAUGCUCAUCCUAGUGUCUUGCAGGACAAAAAUGACAGUAUUUUUUCUCCUGAAUGUAAAAGUAAUAUGAGUUCUGAAUUAGAAAGAGUAAAUUUCCUUAUGGUUAAUGUUCUGGAAGAAAGUUAUUGUAGACAGGUAUGUGUAGUAAUACAUCUUCCUGUUUUUCCAUCUUUUCCCACUAUGUUGCUAAGAGUUUAAUUCAAAUCAGAAUAUUAAUUUAACUUCUUAUUUGCAAUCCUUAGGAGAAUGGAAAUGAAUGCAACAUCCCAGGACAUGUCUACUACACAAUACACUGUCAAAAUCAGGGAUCUCUGCAUUCAGAUCAGUUUGCCAGUUUAUUUGCAUAUUCUAACAUUGUCUAGAAUAAGAGUUAAAGUAGUUUAUAUUAAAAAGCAAAACUUUGUAAAGAUAUUUUUAUUUUUUAAAAAAUAGUUACUUGGUUUUGUAGUUAAGCUGAAGCUUCAGUGAAACAAAACCUGUUGAGUUUAAAGAUUGUAUUUAAAAAUCUUUGAGUAAAAUUUUUCUAAGUAGUGUAACUUAGAAGGCAUCUCUUUUAAUCUGCUGUUCCCUCUGCAUCUUAUUAGUGUAAUGUGUGUUUGGGGGGGGGGGAUUAUGCAGCAUUCACUUAUGACCAUGGAAAUAGGCUGCUUAGACUUGGCUAAUAAAGCUGUUUCUUCUUAUGAAA
This is a messenger RNA of Heteronotia binoei (common prickly gecko), 4723 nucleotides long. It is a transcript of the gene RRP1B, whose product is annotated as ribosomal RNA processing 1B. Gene Ontology annotation, biological process: rRNA processing. Bases 104 to 2365 code for a protein of 753 amino acids. Lineage: Eukaryota; Metazoa; Chordata; Lepidosauria; Squamata; Gekkonidae. Gene Ontology annotation, cellular component: preribosome, small subunit precursor; preribosome, large subunit precursor; nucleus. The record is from RefSeq and is a predicted model, not a curated record. The transcript is spliced from 16 exons.